Monoraphidium neglectum is the source of this 228-nucleotide messenger RNA. RefSeq lists its product as hypothetical. The coding region runs from base 1 to 228 and encodes 75 amino acids. The record is from RefSeq and is a predicted model, not a curated record. The transcript has 2 exons. NCBI's taxonomy places the organism in Eukaryota, Viridiplantae, Chlorophyta, Chlorophyceae, Sphaeropleales, Selenastraceae.
AUGGUGGCGCUCGGCGGGGAUGCGGGCGCCGCGGUGAUGAGGCCGGGCGCCAUAUCAUGGCGCAAGGCGAUUUUCCCGUGGAGGCGGAAGCGCGGCAUGCAAGUGGGGAUCGAGACUGCGGCGGACGCCUCCGUGUCGAUGCAGCACGACUUCAACUCCGAGCAGGCGGGCAGCGGGUUCAAGCUGAACUUUGACGUCAAGGAGCUCAACCUGGUCUGCCGCAUCUGA